Messenger RNA from Closterium sp. NIES-65, 696 nucleotides. The record is from the annotation of a GenBank genome assembly. Lineage: Eukaryota; Viridiplantae; Streptophyta; Zygnematophyceae; Desmidiales; Closteriaceae.
AUGCCGGCCGAGGAGCUGCAGGCGGCACAGGAGGAUGACGCCGCAAAGGAGGACGCGGAGGCGGCGGCGGCAGAGGAGGAGGGGGUCGAGCUUGAAGAAGGUAGGGAGGCAGAAGUGUGCAGCGAUGACGAGUGCUGGCGCCCCGGCCGCUAUGACGGGGAGGAGUGUGAAGAAUGGGUCGCAGGGAUGAUUCAGACCUGGGGAAGUGAGGUCGACGAGGAGAGGGAGUGGGGGAAGUACCCGCUCUCACCCUCUGUCCUUCCCCCUCUGUGCCCCUCCCCCUCUUAUCCUCCCCCUCCGUCCUUCCCCUUUUGUCUCCCCCCCUCUGCCCUUCACCAUCUGUCACUCCACCUGUGUCCUUCCCCCUCUGUCUCUCCCCCUUUGCCCUCCCCCCUCUGUCUCUCCCCCCCUGUCCCCCCCCCUGUACCUCCCCCCUCUGUCUCUCCCCAUCUGUCCUCCCCCCUCUCCCCCUUGUACUUCCCCUUCUGUCCUUCCCCUUCUUUCCUCCCCUCUGUCCCUCCCCCUCUAUCCCUCCCCCUCGUUCCCUCCCCUCUGUCCCUCCCCCUCUGUCCCUGCCCCUCUGUCCCUCCCCCACUAUCCCUCCCCUCUCGUCCCUGCACUUUCGUCCCUACCCCUCCUUCACUCCCCCUCUUUCCCUUCCCCUCUGUCCCUCCCACUUUGUCUCUCGCCCUCUGA